Messenger RNA from Tachysurus fulvidraco (yellow catfish), 4837 nucleotides. RefSeq names its product pyruvate dehydrogenase kinase, isozyme 4 (gene pdk4). Gene Ontology annotation, biological process: protein phosphorylation; regulation of glucose metabolic process. Bases 607 to 1866 code for a protein of 419 amino acids. Gene Ontology annotation, molecular function: pyruvate dehydrogenase (acetyl-transferring) kinase activity. The transcript is spliced from 11 exons. Gene Ontology annotation, cellular component: mitochondrion. Lineage: Eukaryota; Metazoa; Chordata; Actinopteri; Siluriformes; Bagridae. The record is from RefSeq and is a predicted model, not a curated record.
UUGCGAAAUAGGAAAUAGGAAGCGUUGAAAUGGUAAAACGAUAGGUGUUGUUUAUGGUGUUAUUUGUGUUGAUUUUUGUGUAACCGCACACUCUGACCUUUGUUCUAAUUCAGAAAUGCGCAUGCGCUGUGUAGCGGUCAUCAUAUUUUCAUAGCCAGUGAAGACAAAUAACAUCUCAGAACAGAUGAGAAGCCUCAUCGUACCACGAACGGUAGGGGCAGACAUGCAUUUAAGUCAGGUUUUACUUAAAGAAAUGUGAAGCAAGGGGACUUUAGAGAAGACCCCUUGUUCCAACAGCAAUGUCAUUCUGAACCAAAAGGUUUGGAGAAAGCAGAAGGAGCUCCUGAGCUGUGUGGAGUUGUGGUUGUUACUGCAUGUGCUGUAAACAGCUCCCAUGCAGGAGAGCAGAGUCUCAGAUACUCUGCCUUCAUUUCUAUGGCUAAAGAACUGCUAAUAACUUUACAUAGCACCACUGAGUUAUUGUUAUUCACGUUAUAAUGGCGGAGCUAAUCUCGGUUUAGACCUUUUUAUCUCCAACGUGAACCUGAGAGCUUCUGAUAAACAACAGCAUUUGAACUCGACGUGGAUUUUGACUUGGAGUUCAAAAUGAAAUUCGCUCAGAUUUUGCUGAAGAACUCUUCGAGGUUCAACAUACCGAAGCAAGUGGACAGGUUUUCGAAGUUCUCGCCAUCGCCACUUUCUAUGAAGCAGUUCCUAGACUUCGGUUCAGCCAAUGCCUGUGAGAAGACCUCCUUCAUAUUCCUCCGUCAGGAGCUUCCAGUCAGAAUGGCCAACAUCAUGAAGGAGAUAGACAUGUUGCCUGACAAGCUCAUUGGGACGCCAUCCGUGCAGCUGCUACACACUUGGUAUACACAGAGUCUGAUGGAGCUUGUGGACUUCCUGGAAAAAAAUCCUGAAGAUAAAAGUGUUUUGAAAAAGUUUACAGAGACACUGAUCAACGUGAGGAAUAGACACAAUAAUGUGGUGCCCACAAUGGCACAGGGAGUUCUGGAGUACAAAGAGGCUUUUGGUGUGGAUCCAGUGACCAAUCAGAACGUCCAGUAUUUCCUAGACCGCUUCUACACGAGUCGUAUCUCCACACGUAUGCUUAUGAACCAGCAUACACUGAUCUUCAGCGGGAGCACAAACCCAGCUCACCCGAAACAUAUCGGCAGCAUCGACCCCAACUGUGAUGUAGUGGAGGUGGUUAAAGAUGCGUAUGAGAGCUCCAGGAUGCUUUGUGAUCAGUAUUACCUGAUGUCUCCAGAAGUGGACAUCAAACAAGUGAAUGCUAAAGACACCAAUGAGCCCGUUACUAUUGUCUAUGUACCAUCACAUCUUUAUCACAUGCUGUUCGAGCUCUUUAAGAAUGCAAUGAGAGCGACUGUAGAGACCCACGAGAACUGCAUGCAUCUUCCACCAAUUAAAGUUCGAGUUUCUCUUGGAGAUGAAGACCUGACCAUAAAGAUGUCAGACAGAGGAGGAGGCGUGCCCUUGAGGAAGAUUGAACGUCUUUUUAGUUAUAUGUAUUCUACGGCACCGAGCCCUGUGACUCACAACGCUCGCAAUGCACCGCUGGCUGGCUUCGGUUACGGCCUUCCCAUCUCACGCCUCUACGCCAGGUACUUCCAGGGAGACCUCCAGCUGUACUCCAUGGAGGGAUACGGCACAUCAGCCGUCAUUUACUUGAAGGCUUUAUCGUCUGAAUCUGUGGAGCGACUGCCAGUUUUCAACAAGUCAGCCUUAAGACAUUACCAGACGACCAUCGAGGCGGAUGACUGGAGCAUCCCCAGCAGUGAACCCAAAAAACUGGGAAAGUAUGAUUACAGCGAGCCAGACCUGAGAACUAAGAGCAGGGUGAAGUGAUGGACUGCAAUUACGAUGAUGCCUUAGGGACUAGUGAAAUUGCCUUAGGCUAUCAUUUUUCAUUUCAUGCUGGCUUCACAUUACAGGGUGCAAUGGGCAUUUAUAUUAAACCUCACCUUAUGCCUCACUUUAUUCAUGUAGUUUCAGUAUAUAAGCUAAUUUCCUAUUUCAAUUUAGUGUAAAGAAAAAAAAAAAUCAAAGCUGCGUAAAGAUUUUAUUUAAAAUGUUUUCCCCUGCUUGUUAAUGUAGGAUAUAUUUCCAUGUAGGAAAAUAGUCAGAAUUGUCCAACUGUCAAAGUGUUUUAGGUGGGCCCAAGUUUAUGCUGUCUCUCUGUCCACGUCCCUCAAAUGAACCAACAGGAAGAUAAAUAACAUAACCAUGAAGCAGAAAGAUUUAGCAUCGAAUGUCCACAUGCAGACAUGCAGUUAAUAGGAACUAAUGAAAAAUCUGGCAAAGAAUAAGUGAGAGCCACUAGAGCUCCAGAUAAUCCUAAUCAGGAGGGUUGGCAUGUAUGCAAGCAGAAAACAGUAAAAAUAAAUAAAUCAAAUAAUGCAACCAUUGCAGACUAUAAGGAAAAACUAUAAGGAAGGCUGAUUGUGAUUAAAAUGGUAAACAUGCUUUUAGAUUUCAUUUAUUAUUCUGUUAUGGCCGUGUUCACAUUACAAGGUUAAAGUGGAUCAAUCUUAUAGGCAGAACCUUUCUUUGGGAUAUUCUUUUAAACUGGAAAAAUGUCUACAAUCUAAACAGCAAACAUGCACCAGAAAUCCGACCUUUACCAAGACACACUUGGUACUGAUCGAUCACCUGAACUGGAUGUCAUGUAGGUUUCCACAACACAUUCUCAACAGUCUACAGGUCUCACGUAGCUCUAAUCCUGGCAGACACAAAAAUAGCACACAUCACCUCUCCAUGUAUUGCUAGAUUUUAAAUGUAACUAGAAUGUACAUUUCCUGAAGAAAUUGUGAAUGGUGCUUGCACGUGGCAAAUCUCGGCACUCGGUUGCUAGGGUGAAAUUUUUAGGAAUUUCCCAUUCAAGUCUAUGGGACUUUUUUGCCGCUUUUUCGUCCACUGUGUGAACGUCGUUGGUUGGAUCGCUUAUAAAAGUCAAGUUACGCGCCGAAGUUUUGCCAGGAAGAAGAAUGUUGCUUUGCAAGCACCAUUAAUAAACACGUUAAGAGGAUUUUCCCAGAAUUAUAUCAGCGCACACACACAGCAAUGAGAAAUCAUGCUUGUGUUUGCUUAUAAAAAUGUUGCAACAUUACACAAGGAGGAUGUUGCCCAAGUUCUCGACUUUCCCCAGUUGAAUGACCUUUCAAUUGCAUUUUUCCAUAUCUGAUGUCAGAUUUCUUUUUACUUCCAAGGGCGAUUAUCUGUAGAACAAUUUGUUUGCUAGUUCGAAUUCCAGGUCCACUAAGCUGCUGAUGCUGGGCCCCUGAGCAAGGCCCUUAACCCCAAAUGUCGUAAAAUGUAGAUCAGUAAUGGGUACAUUUUUGCUACACAUCUAUACGACCCUAACUGUCUUUUACAUCACACUUUACUGCACAUAUCACUUUUUUUCUUUUUUUUUUUAAAUCAUGAACAUUUGAAGAUCCAGCUUUUUGCAAACCGCCAGAGCAAAUUAUUUUUGCACGGAAGGCUUGUGUUGCUAAGUUUAUUUAUUUAAUCCCUAUGGCACUGGCAUAUUGUCUCAUAAAUAUGCAUUUUUCCAUCAAAUACCAUGGUCAUGCACAUGACCUUUAUAUUGAUGUGUCUAGUUUCGGUUGGCCAAAGUCUGUUCAAAGCUAAUGACAGAAAUGCAUCACUUAGAAACAUGAAUGUAAACUGCCGAGGCAGAGAGAUCAGAUCUGAGCUGAUCUGAUAAUUGUUAUUGAGCAAUAAAGCUUGUAAUGUGAACGUAGCCUUGCUGUGAAUGUGAUUUAUGUUAACAUGAGCAGCGUCGUGUGUGAAGCUGUGACAAUGACUGAUGUAUACUGUAUGUAUACAAUGUAAAAAGCAAGUCAUCAAAAUAACAUUAUAUGGACACAGUGUUAGUUUUGACCCACAGUCUGAAAUAAGAAAAAAAUUUGUUAUUGUUUAAUAGUGAAUAAAUGAGCAGUGUUAAACAGAGUAAAAACGUGCAGUAUAGGGGCCUGGAAUAAUAUGAGAAUUUCUAAUGCUGCUGUUUGCAGUGAAAAAGUGCAACAACAUACAGUGUGUGUUUAAAUGUAGCGGCUGAUACAUCGCAAUGUGUAGACACUGUGGCCAAAUUCUGUUAAUAUCUUAACAUUUCAAUUCACUGAGUGUUGAAAACUGAUUCCUUUCUUUAAUCUGAAGAGAACGUGUCCUGUCCUUUUUACUAAAUGUUUGAAUUUGAACACUUGUAACACAGUAAGGAUAUCAUAUUCUAAUUAGUUUGGAUUUUAAUCAGUAAUUACUUUGUUUUAAUCGCAUGAUCUCAGGAUAAAGAGAAGUUAUGCCAUACGUUUUAUUAUUUCUGAAUUCCAUGAGUGACGUCUACUGUAUGUGUAUGCUAUACAGGAUUAUUCCAUAUACUGUAGAAAACUUUGGGACAGCCAUUUCAAGGCUACUGCAGACAUGAUAGUUUUUUCUUCUAAUUUUUUUCAGAGCCAGUUCAAAUGCUGUAAUCACUUGCUCAUGUUGGCAGAAAACAUUUUGUUUUCCACUUUGUAUUCGUAUGCCACUGCUCAACAGAUGUCAUUCUACAUGUUUUCUUUUGUACAUAGUUGAUUUUCUUUUUGCACAUUAGUGUGUCAUUACUUUUACCUCACCAGCUCUAUUUAUAGUCAUGUGAACGUGACCUGGGGCAGGAAACCUAACUGUCAUAGCGAAUCAUCUGUACAAUUUCUUCCUAUUUUGUAAACCACUCAACCACUUUUGUUUUUGCACAUGCAGUGCGUUUUGACUUUGUUGAAGUUAAGUAGCAUUCUUCCACCGAAUCUAUUACAUCGUACAAUAAAAGAUGUGAAUACUG